GAAACAAGAACUUUGGCUCAAGCUGAGGGAGCUGGUGUUUUUGGAACGCAACAUGCACUACCUGGGUAUCACUAUCAGAGCAUUUGUCAUCUUCCUACAUUUCUUUGAUGUGACGAUCACAGUCAUGCAGAUGGCUAAUGAGAUUUUCAUUCACAACAAGAGGCACAGAACAGUUUUCUUCUGGUACAACCUGACCUACAUAACAUUCCACAUUGUACUGCUGCUCUUUAGAGUGAGUCAUCAAUUUUUACGGCAUAAUUUUAUUCUUCUUUGUGCUGUUUCUGUUUCCUACUGUCGUGCAACAUCUCAAACUACUCAUCACUUGUAACAUUAUAACUGUAUAACUUAUGUAGUUUUUUUGUAACCCUCCCAGUAUUCAGUGAAGCGAGUUAUGACUCUAUGGGAAGCUAUCAUCCUACUCAUCGUUCCUUUUGGUAUAGUGGACCUCAUGGCCACACACAUCCUGACAACUGAUGAAGUGGUCUUUAAUUUCAUCAUAAUCGCUUUGACAGCAAGUAGAUUUUUUAGAAUUUUACAGAUUGGAGAAGUUUGUCCUGUAAGUAGACGUGUGCGUGAAAUUAAUUACAAAUCUUUCAAGUAUUUCAUAACAUUAAAUCCAACCCAACAGUUAAAAAAAGCAAAAGCUCAUUUGCUAUGUUCCAUGCAUAGUUCUGUUCAAGCCAAAAUUAAUUUCCUUGGUGCACCCUCUUAUUAUACUUUUACUUUAACUCUUUUCUAUUCAGACUCUUAGUAUUAUUAUACUUUUACUUUAACCCUUUGCUAUUCAGACUCUUAGUAUUAUUAUAAUUUUAAUUUAACCCUUUGCUAUUCAGACUCUUAAUAUACUUUUACUUUAACCCUUUGCUAUUCAGACUCUUAUUAUAAUUUUACUUUAACCCUUUGCUAUUCAGACACUUAUAAAAAUGCUGAUAGAAUUCUGCGAGUCGCACAUACGCCAACAUUUAUCAGAGGGUUAUGACAUUGGCCGCAGCUACAUCAGAGGCAGACAGGAAGUUAUGCGGCGUUUGACCAACAUGGAUUUGGACCUUUCUGAUGAUGUGCUGAGCAAAUAUGCAGCAACUUGUAGACAGCAUAAACUUGAAGCUACAAGAAUGAUGGGUCUGUGACCAGGCUGCUUUUAGUUCUUUUGUAAACUGUUAUCGUGUCUUUUUUGCUUGACUCCACUAUUAGUUUGAUCUAUCUCUUUUUGGCUUUGUCUCCUGUCUUAUGUCAUCAUGGUACGUUAUUCCUUAUGUUCACAUACUGUGUCUGUUUUUGGUCUCUCUUGUCUUGUUCAUUUUAUCUAAAGUCAUAAAGCUCUUAAAAACUAUUGAGAGAAAUUAACUUCAUCUCUAGUAACUUUGCAUGCUGUCCUUUUGUUAGAUUCAAACACAUUACUUAAACACUCCAGAAUUUAACAUAUGUGCUGAAUAUUUCACAUGCUAUGUGGAUGAAGUGGAUUUAGUGGAGGCAGUACCUUUAAUCUUGGAAUCAAUGACUCUUCUUGCAGGAUACCUUCAGAUGCAGCAUCCAGUGGUCUCCACCAGUGCCAAGACCAGGCAAGCCAUGCGCAUCACUUUGAAGUCACAACUGGACAAACUCCGACACUUGCAGAGAGAGAGAGCCAUUGGUCACCAAGAUGGUGCAUCACUAGAGAAGGUGCAUUUGACACUCAAUAAUAAUUAAUUAAUUGAUGAGGGUUAAUAGUUUUAGGGGGAGCCUGAUUAGAGGAGCUGGUGUCCAAGGUGAUGAGAUGAAGAGUUUGAGAAGCUGAUCUGGGGGGCUUGUCUGGAGGGGGUUAUGGGUUGUAAGGACAGCCAGAAAAUCAGAGUUUUAAAAUCAAAGAAUGAAAUCAGGGUUUGAGGAUUCAUUUGAAGAAAGUUGGGAUCAGUGUACCAUUGUUAAAGAGAUUGGGGACAUAUAUGGAGAGAUACAGGAUUUAAUGGAUCUGUCUGAGGAGUAAAGGGGUUAGAGUGCAGUGUGGGUAAAGGACAAUGUAAAAAAAAAAAAAAUUAAUUACCUGGUUUGUGUAAAUGGUUGGUAACCAACCCUGACAACCUCUGUGUAAAUGGUUUGGUGAUCAACCCCGAGGACCUCUGUGUAAAUGGCUUAGUGACCAUUCUGAAGAAAUAAAUGGAUUGAAAUUAUAUAAAAGACUGACUUAUUUUUAUUGGACAUUUAUAAAUUUAAAUUAUAAAAUAGUUUAACAUGUGAUUGAUCAUUCAUUGAAAUAUAACUUCAUUUUAUAAUAAGAAAAUUAAUUUCUCAUUAAAAAUUGAAAGUUUUUGUUAAAUUCAUAAAACAUGGAAUAUAUUUUUAGUUUUAAGAUGUAAUGUUACUAUUCUUUUAAUAUAUUUCUUCUUGCUGGUGAAAUUGACUGAUUCUCAGAAAAUCUGAUUUAGGGAGAUGAGCUAAUGAGAUUUGUAUAUAGUCUCAGAAAUUUGAUUAAUUGAGAUAAACUAAUGUAUAUUCUCAGAAAAUCUACACCAAACUGGCCAAGGUCAACAUGCAGUUGUUGAUCAUCACGCCUCCGAGCAAUGAUGAAAUCAUUUUUACUGUUCCCUGGAUCAGCAACAACCCAGAUUUAUUUAAGUUUAUCAAGGUAAGUCCAUUGUCUUGCUCUAGCAAUAUCUGGUGUCCAAUAUCAAGGCCUUCAUGUGGCUUAUAUCAAACUUACCUAAUUUAACCUUGUUUCCAUUUUCUUAUGAACCAACUUUUUCAUUAGUAACACUUAUUGAUGCAAAGUUUUUAAAAUACUGACAGGAAAAGUGUACAUGUUUUUGUCUUGGAGAGUAUGACUCUUGGUGGCAUUAUUAGUUUGGCUUAAAAUGUCCUAUAUUCUCCCCAAAGAAACACCAACUUCCUGAUUAUUUCGUAAAGAAUUUAAAAAAUCUCAUUGAAAAAAGAAAAACAUAAAUUGUCAUAAAUAAAAUAACAACCAUCAGAUCUGCUAAGUUGAAGUUUUCAUCUAAAAACUGACUCUGGUUUGGAUGAAGACUGAGAAAUUUGUGCACAUGCAUUUCACAUCACAAACCCUGUACCUACAGAAUUUAAUUUUUUAAAAAUUUAUUUGUCUGCUAUAUUCAUGAAAAAUAACUCAUGUAAUUAAAGUCAUUAAAAUUGUUUCAUGUGUCCGUAGAACUGAUAUACUGGUAAUAGACUUAUAUGAUCACUUUGAUCAUGUUUGUUAUGUGAUCUAGGCAAAAGGAAGGAAGCUUCUGUACAACCCUGGUGAUGUUAUUGUGACUCAGAUGUACACACCCAGGGGUAUAAGCAUCAUCCUAGAUGGAAUUGCUGUG
Molecule: messenger RNA, 3299 nt
Organism: Lymnaea stagnalis (great pond snail)
Lineage: Eukaryota; Metazoa; Mollusca; Gastropoda; Lymnaeidae
Source: the annotation of a GenBank genome assembly